This is a messenger RNA of Lolium rigidum, 1865 nucleotides long. Its product is annotated as putative protease Do-like 14. Bases 110 to 1555 code for a protein of 481 amino acids. The transcript has 10 exons. The record is from RefSeq and is a predicted model, not a curated record. Lineage: Eukaryota; Viridiplantae; Streptophyta; Magnoliopsida; Poales; Poaceae. Gene Ontology annotation, molecular function: protein binding.
GUUCUCUCGGCGUGAAUGUGCCGCGUCCGUGUGCGAUCGUUUCUCUUUCGGUCCAGUAACCCUAGUUUCCCCUUUCAAUCCAGCGGUGAACACGCCGUCCAGACUGAGGAUGAGGUCGGCGGCUGGAGAUGAUCCCGAUUCAGGGGGGACGAGUACUCCGGCGUCGCCGAUCGGGGAGGCAGGGGAGAAGACUGGGCCUACAGAGGCGGCGCAGUCAGUCGGAGACUCUCGAGGCAAACGGCGGAGGGUGGACGGCGUCAGUGCGGCGGAGGGCGGUAAAAGGAUGCUGGCGGCGGAGGAAGUCGCCUUGGAGGGCGUCAGUGUGGGGAAGAAGAGGGCGGCGGGAGGCGGUGAAAGGAUUCUGACCGCGGAGGAAGCCGCCUUGGCUGCCCGGCCGCUCCCUCCCAAAGAGAUUCCUUACCCCAAAUCUGGUACACACAGUGAAGUGGUGGCUUGGAUGAAUGCGAUGGACGCGCUGCAUAACAACACUGACCUCGGAGACGAAGAUUCUCUUUGUAACAUUCUGGCCCGUGGGAGAGGAAGGGUCAGGGUCACUAAAUCCGUGGGAUCUGCACCAAGCAUGGAUGGUAGAGACAUGAUCACGAACGUGGCCCGCUCCAUUGUGAAUGUAUCAGCCACUGAACCUGAUGGAUCUGUUUUAUAUACCACCGGCACCAUCAUUGAGUACGAUGAGGUUGGUAAGUGCGCUAAGAUCUUGUCUUCGGCUAGCAUCAUGUGCACCAAGGAGGGCAAGCUGCGGAACCCAAAUCAAAAGGUAUCAGUUCACCUAUCAAAUGAUACUGUUGUGGAGGCACGUGUGAUAUUCUUCAACGGCCACUAUGGAAUUUCUCUUCUGGAUAUCAGUACAGGGUUUACUCUGGUGCCAGCUUCUUUGGGAUCUAGACCGUGUUAUGGAGAGAAUAUCGUUGUCUUGGAUAGAGAAGUAAACUAUGCACUGGUUGUCAGCCAUGGCUCGAUACAGUGUUUAGAGUAUCCUUUCUUCGAGAGGAAUCAUCAUAUGUUCGCCAGCUAUUAUAGCCACUUGAUUUGCACAGGUGGGCCAGUAAUUAACAACAAUGGUGAGGUCAUCGGUCUGGUUGUCAAACAUAUCCCGCAAGCCGCUAUUGUAUCGACAUCUAUAGUGAGAAAGUGUAUUGACAUGUGGAAUCAAUUUGGCCGGAUCGCACAUCCAAUUCAUCACCUUGAGUUGACGACCGUGCGAAUGCUGGAUAUGGUUUAUCGAGAUGAGCUUUGGGCCCGCCACAGUAUCAGGAGUGGUCUUAUUGUAGCUGAGGUGUGUCCUAACUCUACUUCUGAGAAGAUUGGCAUUCGAAGAGGAGACGUGAUUGAAUUGAUUGACAUGGAUCAUCUUUCUACUGUAGUUGAGCUUGAAGAGUUUCUUCUUAGUCUUGCUUGGGACUUUUUGGAGGAAAAACUUGAUUCGUCCUCGACGAUAGAUAUUAAGAUACGAGUUCAUGACAUUCGUGCAAAAACAAGUGUGUGCACUAUUCUUCCCAUAGGAUUCUGUGAUGCUGCAGUGCGCUCAUACUGUUAACCAGAUGAUUGGCCCAAUAGCUCUCUCAAGUUCAUGACGUAGUGCGUUGAGUGUAUUGACGAUCUUAAUCAUGGCAAAGACUAGCUUCUUCCUGACUCCAUGAUGGUCUUGUUGUGAACAUCGUCUCAAGAUAUAGUACUAGGCAGUAAGACAUAGUAGUAUGGGUACUAAGAUAUAUAGUAGUAAGGCAGGACGGGUGUCACUGUCUGUGCUCAGAAUUAAAUUUUGCACUAUGCAUAAAAUUUUCUCUUGCUGCUAACUUAGACGAGUCCUUGUGAUGAAUGCAGGCAGGACCAGUGUCACCGUCUCU